Paramuricea clavata is the source of this 3249-nucleotide messenger RNA. Lineage: Eukaryota; Metazoa; Cnidaria; Anthozoa; Malacalcyonacea; Plexauridae. The record is from the annotation of a GenBank genome assembly.
UUGCCUGUGAAGUGUUUUAUUUUGAAAUAUGACUAUACAGUGAAUGGCUAAAAAUACGAAGUAGGAAAGCUUGGGAUUGAUAGGAUUCAACUGCCUGAAAACAGCAGAACGUCGACGUUUCGAGCGAAGGCCCUUCGUCAAUAUAUAAGUUAGAACAGUUUCCGAUACUGUAACGAACUUCUGUUAUUACUUCGUUUAGAAAAUCAGGGAAGUUGAACGCGACUGGAAUAACACAAGAUGUCCAACGUAUAACUCUGACAACUGAAGAAGAAACUGAAAUGGACGUUACUGAAACGUUGCAAUCUGUUGAAUCUCCUGGUAUUAUUUACUUUGUUUAUGAAUGACAGUAUUUCCUGAAAUUCUGAUCUCGAAAGUUUUAAUCUGUGGGAAAUAUUUUGUUGUAGAAGAUCAACCAGAGCAGAACGAAGCUGAAGAACUGUAUCCUCUUUGAUCAAAAAACAAAACAUAAUGUGAACUUUGAAUGUUAUUUUGUUUGUCUAUAUUCCUUGAUUUUGUUUCAGAGAUACUGUGGUUAAGCUUAAGGUAACUUUAUAUAUAAAGUCCGUCACUUCGUAGCAUUAAAAAGUGUUUUUAGUUCCAGGAAGUCACAUGACCUUAUUUCUCCGACGUUGCAGGGUCUUAAUACUGCUGAGAUUGGUCUGGGUGGGUGGAACACAUGGAUAGAUGAGGAGAUAUUAGAACAUGAUGAAGAUGUCAUGGGAUCUGAUGAUGAAAAUGAUAAACAACAACUUGUUACAGGUAUGUGUAUAUGCAGUUGUACCUAGUCUGCGAUAGCAGACUGAUCUCAGAGAGGGGGGGGGCUGAGAUCAGUCUGCUAUCGCAGACUAAGUUAUACCAGAUUGUUUGCAGUUACUUUUGGUGUAAUUUUGUAUCUUUUACUGUACAUGAAACUGUAAUAGGAAGAACUAUAUCUUAUUUAACAAAUGAACGUCGAAUUCAUUUAUUUAAUAUCGACAUUAAUCUGAGCUCUAAAUCUAAAUUAAAUCAAUCCAUAGUUCAUAAUGGCAGAUCUAUACUGAGCAACCCCAAGAGCCCGACUUGGUUGUCGUAGUACAAAACAUUUUCUUUCAUGUUUAGAUGAAAUUGUAUUGUCUGGUGAGAGUAGCGAAGAAGAUGAAAAGAUUAUGUUAACAUCGUCGAAUCUCACAGAUUUCCAAGAAAAGUAAGAUUAUCACUCUGUGGUAAUACAGCUAAUUCAAUUAGCCUUUUUUCACGACCGACAUUUCCGCCCUUUUUUAGGGUAUUGCCUCUCCCACGUUCGAGACUCUCCGCUCCACAAAAUGCGACUUUUUAGUAUUAUAGUUGUUUGUUGUUUGAGGGCAGAUAGUAUCCCCAAAAUGGCGGAUUUGACCUUCGUGAGAAAGACUAAUUAAGGUUGUCGUCUGGAAACUGCAAAACUCACAACCUCUAAGCUAGAUGGACGUGUUAGCACGAUCUAGUUCAGUUGUUAUAUUUUACUAAUUAUAGUUUUUAUGUUGUCUAGAUAGUGUGCUAAUAAAGUGAAUUUAAAUCCCAAGGGAGUAAAGCAUGUCCCGUAAACAACUUUCUUUAACGUUAAGAGCUUUAAAAAUCCCAUGAAUUCUGCCGUGUUUACUACUGAAUUGGGUUAGACGCCUUGUCACUAUUUUAAAUGAUAGAAUGUAGAGUUAUUAAGUAACUUACAGGACUUUCAGAGGGAAUUGAGUAUAGAAUCGAUUUUACUAGUGUAUAAAAACACUUAUCAAUAUUCAUAUAUUUAUCGAAUAUAUUUAAUUGUAGUACGACUUUUCAUUGUAUAAAAAUUAUAUACAUAUAUGACAAUUUUAUUUGUGAAAAUUUAUGAGUAUUUUCUUGCCAAAUAGCAAACGUUUCAAGCAACAAAUCACUAUUCGCUCUAAAAUAUCACAAAUUUCAUGAUCGACACUGUAAUUCAUUCUUACCUUGGUUCUAUUCCCUUGUCUCAACCGUCGAGCUUUCCUUUCAUUUUUCUUGAAAUUUGCAAUUUAAUGACCAGAGUUGUUUCAUCGUCGUAAAUUAAUAAUUCCAGAUGCCCUAACAACUGAUUUUCACUCUUUACACAUGGCCUUGUACUACGCUUGAGUUUGUUUUAUCAUUUUCCAUUUUCACAAAAUGGAAAGUUUCUGCGCGAGACUGAACACAUUGCGCGUCUCUGUCAGUCAGUUAUGAUAAACUACAUUAUGACAUCACAACGUUUUUGUAGCCUUCGCGAGAAAAAGGAAUUGUGGGUAAUUAAUUAAUUCAAUGUCUGUGACGUCAUUUAAUGAAACAAGAAUAAAAACUUGCGUAAACCGUUUUUUCACGGGGGGACUUUCAGUGUACGUGAAACGCAUGUCAUAACCAAAAGGUCGUUUGUUUGAGACAAAAUAUACACAACGAAAUUCGUCAUAGAGCAGAAAUGCUAUAUUGUCUGGAACUCGGCCUGUUUUUUAACCGUGAGUUUUUUAAUCCUUUUUUACUGAAAUUUCACACACAAUUUUAAUUGUUUAAAAGCUUUAGACAAUUUUAAUUGCUUAAAAACUUAAAAGCUUCUUCUAGAGAGUGGUGCGCACUGCAAACUAUCAAAAUACGCAAAUGAUAAACUUUAUAUUCGAAAAAGUGCUGUGCUAAUCCCUAGCUUGGCUGUUUUUACCAAAUCAACGUUUUUUUGUCAACAUAGCGAUAAUAAUUUUGUUUUCUUUUAUUUGAAGAAAAGUCACGAAAGAAACAGCCACAAAAGAUGAUAUGAACGUGUCAAAAAACAAGAAAACAAAAAAGAAAUAACUGUAUCUCAUAAAUGAAAUGAAACAUACAGGGUUGUUGGCAGGGCGUCCUACAUGUUGUUGACGUGCGAACGUUUACAUGAGAAUUUUGUCAACUGUAAAACAAGAGCUGUAUGAAGUUGACAGGAUAUCACCACGCGUAGCAAAAACUCUCAAGGAAGCGCAAAGUUGAUGAGAAUAAGACCGGGGCUAAACAAAGCUAUAAUGUAAUAGUUUCUGGUGGUAUUACUUGUUCUUUUGUUUUCGUAAAAGGAUGGGAAAAUGCAAGUUAUAUAACUGCACAAGCCGAGCAUAACCCGUAACAUUUAUCUGUAGAUGGCAGAUGCCUUGAAAUAAGAUAUUUUUACUUAAAAGAAUGGGGCUAAGCUGUCAUCAUCCCACCAAAUGUGUAUAACAUUGACGUGAUUUGGGACAGCAUUUGAUUUACCCGAUUAACCGCUAGUCAAAUCUGAACUGGGGCGUAGGAAGC